AUGUGGAAGAAUCCUUCUCAGCACUUUGCAGUAGCCACCGUCAAAUACUUUGAGAGACACAAAGGAGAGGUUAAUUACUGCACUAUUUCCCCAGACCAUCGGCUCAUCCUAACGUGCUCUGAUGAUAGCCGUAUCCAUAUGUGGGAUGCAGAGAGCAGGGCGCUCCAGCGGAAGGUGACGGGGCACACAGGUCCAGUCAAGUCCUGCUGCUUCUCUCCAGACAACUCCUUGUUUGCCAGCGCAUCCCAUGACUGCACGGUGCGGAUCUGGAGAGUAGAUACUGCAGAAUGUGUCCAUCUACUGACAGAUCAUUCUAAGAGCGUAGAGACAGUUUGCUUCAGUCCUGACUCAGCGUACCUGCUCUCUGCAGGAUGGGACCGCACUGCUAUACUCUGGGAAGUGCAGCUUGGACAAAAAGUUAAGGUUUUCCGUGGGCAUCAGGAUGCCGUCCAGUGCAGCGCUUUUUCCUCGAAGGGAUCAUCUAUAGCCACCGGCUCCUGGGAUUAUACAGUGCGAGUGUGGCGUACGCAUGGUGAUGGGUCAGAUAUAGUUCUGCAAGGACACAAGGGCAACGUCAGCUGUGUUUGCUUCUCGAUAUCUGGGAUGUUGGCCUCCGGUUCAUGGGACAAGACUAUUCGCAUCUGGAACCCACACAAAGGGUCACUGAUUUUUUUGUUAAAUGACCAUUCGGGGUGGGUGAGAAGUGUGACGUUCUCCCGAGACGGAAUUCUCCUGGCAUCCUCUGGCAAUGACAAAACGGUACGUCUUUGGGAAUGUGAAAAUGGAAAGUGUAUUAAAGUAUUAAAGGGCAUGCUGGAUGAAGUUCAUGCGUGUACAUUUUCACCUGACAACACGUUGCUGCUGAGUGGCGCCGUGGGACAUACUUUGCCACACUGAACAGAAUUAAUUAUUACUUGGACAGUGUAGAUCAGCUUAGGGCCCGACUGUAUCACUGAGGAAUGAGGACCCAGGAAACAGCACAAUCAGACAGCUAA
Bombina bombina (fire-bellied toad) is the source of this 995-nucleotide messenger RNA. It is a transcript of the gene WDR38, whose product is annotated as WD repeat domain 38. The coding region runs from base 1 to 897 and encodes 298 amino acids. The record is from RefSeq and is a predicted model, not a curated record. The transcript is spliced from 9 exons. Gene Ontology annotation, molecular function: protein binding. Lineage: Eukaryota; Metazoa; Chordata; Amphibia; Anura; Bombinatoridae.